Molecule: messenger RNA, 825 nt
Organism: Theileria equi strain WA
Lineage: Eukaryota; Apicomplexa; Aconoidasida; Piroplasmida; Theileriidae
Product: signal peptide-containing protein
Exons: 1
Coding region: 1-825 (274 amino acids)
Source: RefSeq, a predicted model, not a curated record
AUGCGUGGGACUGUAUUAGUGAUUAUUCUCGGUUUACUCUUGUGUUACUCCCAAAGACUAGCAUCAUGUGCAGUCUUGGACAUAUCACAGGUUGAUGAACUGUUUUAUGAUCAAUUUGAAUACUACUAUGACUACGUGCAUACCAAAAUGUUUAAUCCUAUAGUAGGUGUUUCUAUCACGUCCGUAAAAGAGGGUCCUGUGACCUUAUGGGAUGUUGGACCGGGAGAAAUAUGUCCAAUUGUUACUAUCCGUCUCAAGGACAACGAACCAAUCUUGGUAAAUAUUACAAUUUAUGGUCGUGAAAGAUACAUGAUUUAUCUGCUAAAGCAAGAGGGAAGAUGGAGCUCUGACCCUGUGAACACAAAGGAAAAGCUAUACAUGGAGUUUGACAAACUUAAAACCAUUCCGGCACAGAUUAUUCCCUUCACUCUAAACCUGACCGCUAUGAGUGGAAUUGAAUUUGACAUAUUUGAGCUUGCGAUUUUUUCACUAUCGAGUUGGUUGUAUGUUCCAAAAGUGGCGUUUUCCAUCACUGAGAUAGGGGAUGGAGGAGAUGUCAUAUGGAAGGCAAAUGAGGACGAGAGGCGCUGCACUUCUGUAUUUGCACAUUUAAAGGAUGGAAGUCCGUAUCUCCUAUACUUCUUGGUCAAAGGCGCCGAUGAUUCGCGGAAGAGACAGUACUACUACAAGGAUGGGUCCAAGUGGAUUCGUACAACAUUUAGUGAGAUCAAUGAUAAACUCGAGGACCUUUUGGAUGCUCUAGUCAGCGAUAUUGACACGCCUCCACUUUCAGAAGAUGAAGUUUCUGAUAUGGACGGUGGAUAG